Varanus komodoensis (Komodo dragon) is the source of this 1956-nucleotide messenger RNA. It is a transcript of the gene FZD10, whose product is annotated as frizzled class receptor 10. NCBI's taxonomy places the organism in Eukaryota, Metazoa, Chordata, Lepidosauria, Squamata, Varanidae. Gene Ontology annotation, biological process: non-canonical Wnt signaling pathway; canonical Wnt signaling pathway. The coding region runs from base 1 to 1770 and encodes 589 amino acids. Gene Ontology annotation, cellular component: plasma membrane. The record is from RefSeq and is a predicted model, not a curated record. Gene Ontology annotation, molecular function: Wnt-protein binding; Wnt receptor activity. The transcript has a single exon.
AUGGGGGCCGCCCGCGGGAACUCGGGCCGGACCCUGGGCGUGCUGCUGCAGCUGCUGAGCUCCUGCUUCGGGAUCAGCUCCAUGGAGAGCGACCGGCCCGGGGACGGGCGCUGCCAGGCCAUCGAGAUCCCCAUGUGCAAGGACAUCGGGUACAACCUGACCCGCAUGCCCAACCUGAUGGGGCACGAGGACCAGCGCGAGGCCGCCAUCCAGCUGCACGAGUUCGCCCCGCUGGUGGAGUACGGCUGCCACGGGCACCUGAAGUUCUUCCUGUGCUCGCUCUACGCGCCCAUGUGCACCGAGCAGGUCUCCACGCCCAUCCCGGCCUGCCGGGUGAUGUGCGAGCAGGCCCGGCUGAAGUGCUCCCCCAUCAUGGAGCAGUUCACCUUCAAGUGGCCGGACUCCCUGGACUGCAGCAAGCUGCCCAACAAGAACGACCCCAACUACCUGUGCAUGGAGGCCCCCAACAACGGCUCCGAGGAGCCGCCCCGGGGCUCCAGCAUCCUGCCCCCCAUGUUUCGGCCCCAGAGGCCGCAGGGGGCCGGCCCUGGCCACGACCUGCAGCAGCCGCAGCCGGACAGCCUGGGCCGGAACACCUGCGAGAACCCCAGCAAGUUCCACCACGUGGAGAAGAGCGCUUCCUGCGCCCCCCUCUGCACCCCCGGGGUGGACGUCUACUGGAGCCGGGACGACAAGCAGUUUGCCGUCGUCUGGAUCGCAGUCUGGUCCUUCCUCUGCUUCUCCUCCAGCGCCUUCACGGUCCUUACCUUCCUGGUCGACCCACAGCGCUUCAAGUACCCCGAGAGACCGAUCAUUUUCCUGUCCAUGUGCUACUGCGUCUACUCGGCGGGAUACAUCAUCCGCCUCUUCUCAGGGGCCGAGAGCAUCGCCUGCGACCGGGACAGCGGGCAGCUCUACGUCAUCCAGGAGGGCCUGGAGAGCACCGGCUGCACCCUGGUCUUCCUCGUCCUCUACUACUUCGGCAUGGCCAGCUCCCUGUGGUGGGUGAUCUUGACUCUGACGUGGUUCCUCGCUGCCGGGAAGAAAUGGGGCCACGAGGCCAUCGAAGCCAACAGCAGCUACUUCCACUUGGCAGCGUGGGCCGUCCCGGCCGUGAAGACCAUCAUGAUCCUGGUGAUGCGGAGGGUGGCAGGGGACGAGCUGACGGGCUUAUGCUAUGUGGGAAGUAUGGAUGUGAAUGCCUUGACCGGGUUCGUGUUGGUCCCUCUGGCUUCUUAUCUUAUCAUUGGGACCUCGUUCAUCCUCUCUGGCUUCGUGGCUCUUUUCCAUAUCAGGCGGGUGAUGAAAACCGGUGGGGAAAACACGGACAAGCUGGAGAAGCUCAUGGUCAGGAUCGGGGUCUUCUCUGUCCUGUACACGGUGCCUGCCACUUGCGUCAUCGCUUGCUACUUUUACGAGCGCCUGAACGUGGAUUACUGGAAGCUCCUGGCCACGCAACGGAAGUGCAAGACGGGCGGCCAGAGCAAGCAUUUGGACUGCACCAUGAGCGACUCGAUUCCAGCAGUGGAGAUUUUCAUGGUGAAAGUCUUCAUGCUGCUGGUGGUGGGGAUUACAAGCAGCAUGUGGAUCUGGACCUCCAAAACCCUCCAGUCCUGGCAAGGCGUUUGCAGUCAGAGACUCAAGAAGAGGACACGGAGAAAACCUGCCAGCGUGAUCGCAAGUGGCGGACUUUGCAAAAAGCCCCAGCAUCUGCCCAAAGUCCACCACACGAAGUAUGAGUCGGCUUUGCAGCCUCCAACCUGUGUGUAAACAGAAUGAAUAAUAUUAAUACCAAUAACAGUAAUAAUAAUUUUAAAACAACAGCAGCAACAACUGUGUGUAACCCACUUAGAGAGACUCACAAGUGCUCACAAUAGCGCUUAGAACUAAUGAAAAUGGUCAUUAAUAAAACUGCUUUUUCAUGUUCUUCUGUCAGAGGAACAAAAUAGCCAAUUA